Molecule: messenger RNA, 2187 nt
Organism: Gracilinanus agilis (Agile Gracile Mouse Opossum)
Lineage: Eukaryota; Metazoa; Chordata; Mammalia; Didelphimorphia; Didelphidae
Gene: SLC35E2B
Product: solute carrier family 35 member E2B
Exons: 4
Coding region: 484-1020 (178 amino acids)
Cellular component (GO): Golgi apparatus
Molecular function (GO): antiporter activity
Source: RefSeq, a predicted model, not a curated record
CUCUCAUUGCUCAGGGCAUCUCUCUUAGUCUUUAAGUUACCGACUCUCUGGAGGCUUGCCUCAGUAGAAGGAGUUCCCUCCUUUUUGAAUUCCUCAGACCAAAGAAAAUGCCAAGCUCAGCCCCUGCCCGUCACCCAGACGACCUCUGUGUUGUGACAAGAGGCAUGUAAAAGUCUGUUCUGAUGCUAAGCAAAGGGAAUGUGGCCUACAAUGUAGGAUGUAAGAUGUGACCCUCUAAUGCCUGUUUCAUUUUAAAUCAUCUUAUUCAAGCCUGGGGAAAAACAGAUGAUUCAUGUUAGAUUAGAGGACAAGCCUACAGCGUGACACGAUCCAUCCCUGGAGUAUUUUUAUCGUCUACAAAAAAAAAAAAAACACAACUUCUUCCUUAGAAGAAAAACUUUCCAUUCUAGUUUGGAGUGAGGGACUUGUUUUAGGAAUUUUUAAGAAUUAUUUCCAGUUUUUACGUAUUUCUAACUUAAACCAAUGACUUUUUUUUUUCCUCUUCCUAGUCUGCAAAAUGUGUUUUCCAAAAAGCUUCUCAGCGGGGACAAAUACAGGUUUUCUGCCCCAGAGCUUCAGUUCUACACAAGUGCUGCUGCUGUGGUCAUGCUCAUUCCUGCUUGGAUCUUUUUCAUGGAUAUGCCAGUGAUUGGAAAGAGUGGGAAAAGUUUCCAUUACAACCAAGACGUCAUCUUGCUGCUUCUCAUGGAUGGCGUCUUGUUCCAUCUUCAGAGCGUCACGGCCUAUGCCUUGAUGGGAAAGAUCUCCCCCGUCACUUUCAGCGUGGCCAGCACGGUGAAGCAUGCAUUGUCGGUCUGGCUGAGCAUCAUUGUGUUUGGGAACAAAAUCACCAGCCUGUCGGCCAUCGGGACGGUUCUUGUGACUAUCGGCGUGCUGCUCUAUAACAAAGCCAAGCAGCACCAGCAGGAAGCCAUGCAGAGCUUGGCCAUGACGGCCAGGCCAAAUGCUCCCGAGGACACAGAACCGCUGGUUGCCAAGGACUUUAAGUCGUACAAUUGACCCAGGUGGGUCCACACCGUCCGCCAGGAGCCCAUCGCGUGGGACCUGGCACCUCCCAGAAGCUGCUCCUUUCCUUCUCGCUGACAUCCUGAUUGUUCCUUUGAACAUGCACAUGGGGAAUGGGGGGGCGGGAUGAAGGCAUCCGUAAAGCAAAGAAGCUUUAAGCACCCCUCCGAGAGGCGGCAUGGGAGACCCGAGGGUCACCAGCAUCAGCAGAAGACCUUUCCUUCUCCUGGAAUGAGAACUGCGACAGGACAGGACGGCGUCAGCACCCUGGACAAGGGCAGCUUCAUCUCCACACUGUCACCAGAAUAAUGUGAAAAAAUAAAAAUGACCUGCCACUGUCUUUGGACUUUUAUGGGGCCUGAACUGGGUGCCAUGCAGAAAACAGGCCCCGAGGAGUGGACCACCUGUGUGCCAGAGCGGAGGCAGCCCGAGCCCUUCCUGUGGACCCUGAUUGGAAACUGUGAAACCGAAGCUCGAGAACCAGGUGCCGAGGUGCCUGUGCCCUGCGGAGCCCGUGCUGCCCGCGGGCAUCGCGCAACAUUCCCGCUGCAGCUUGCUGAAAAGCGUGGAGAAUCUGAGAGAAGUUGGUGUCCUCCGAUUCCUGCGUGUCCUUUAGCGGAGCAGAAACCCACACUGAGGAUUUCGCGACAUUGUUUUUUCCUUCAGAAUCUGUGAUAAGCCUUCAGCCCAAAGGGAGGCCAUGGGGGCUGCUGAUGGGCCAGAAACGACAGCUGGUUGUCCUGGGGACCAGAGAUUUGCUGAGGUAACAAGAUGGUUCUCUAUGGAACACUUGAGUCCUUCCAUGGCACUGGAGGAAUGCUGACACAAACCAUGCCCACCCUUUUCCCACCAGCCCCUAAAGGAGGAAGGAAGAUUGUGGGCCGAGGACCCAGAGCGGGAUCCCUGCUGUCAAGACCUUCAUGCUUUGCCAGUUUCCCCCCCUCCAUCUCCCAGUCUGCAUAUUAAAAAAACAAAAAACCCUCCAUGGUAUAUAAUAAUAACAUGAAAUAUUUUGAAAAAAGGGGUCCUUUUAUAUGCUUAUUUUAAAUUGUCAGAGUGCAAUAAAGUAAGGAGUACUCCCCGUGGCCCUCCUCAACCCCGUACCCCAAACUCUUUGGAAAAUCAUGCUGUCCUCUUGGUCUAAAGGGCUUCCCCUUCGUG